Messenger RNA from Xyrauchen texanus (razorback sucker), 2595 nucleotides. RefSeq names its product UDP-N-acetyl-alpha-D-galactosamine:polypeptide N-acetylgalactosaminyltransferase 18b (gene galnt18b). Gene Ontology annotation, cellular component: Golgi apparatus. The coding region runs from base 257 to 2086 and encodes 609 amino acids. The transcript has 11 exons. Lineage: Eukaryota; Metazoa; Chordata; Actinopteri; Cypriniformes; Catostomidae. The record is from RefSeq and is a predicted model, not a curated record.
ACCGCUGCCGGUGGAUAACGCGGAGCUUCGUGUUGGAACAAGACGCCAGUUAAACAUUUCAAGCCUCUGGAAUCUGUUCGAGAACACCCAGAAUGAUAAAGCACGCACGGAACUAAGCAGGAAUAAUCUGUGCGUAAUGCGUUGUUGCGCAUUUGCGCACAUUCAACUAACACGUAAUUCUCCAAGCGAGUAAACAGAGUUGAGGACAGGUGAACUUGUCCGCUGUGUCUCGGACUCUAUAUGGAGGGAUGUCGGAAUGGCUUGCACCAGGAGAACCAAAACUUUGGUGUCUACGUGUGUGAUACUAAGUGGAAUGACCAACAUUGUGUGUCUUUUGUAUGUCGGAUGGGUGACUAAUUACAUCGCUAAUGUGUACAUCAAAGUGCCGAUGCCUGUCCCAGCCAAAAAGUUGGAGGGCGACAGGAAAGGCGAAACUCUGCGGAUUAUAGAGCGAUUGGAUCGGCUGGAGAAUGUAGUUAAUCAGCAUAUACAAGAGUCCCCGCUGAAAGGAGAUGAUAAUCAGGCAGAUCAAUCUUUUUCCGACUCGUCCUUGUUCAACCACUGGGGCCAGGAUCUGGGGCCCGAGAGCCGCAGAGUGGCCCUCAAAAUGUUUCAGUAUUACGGCUACAAUGGGUACCUCAGUGACCGCCUCUCCAUGGAUAGACCCAUUCCAGACUACAGACCUGAGGGGUGCAAAAACAUUUCUUACCCGUCCAACCUGCCGCAGGUCAGUAUAGUGUUCAUCUUCGUGAAUGAGGCGCUCUCUGUAAUUCUGCGUUCCAUCCAUUCAGCCAUGAACCGAACCCCUCGACACCUGCUCAAAGAGAUUGUACUGGUAGAUGACAACAGCAAUAAUGAUGAGUUAAAGGAGAAAUUACAGGACUUUGUGAAGGAGACCAACUCCAGGCAGCCGGGUUUCAUUAAAAUGGUGCGACACAGUAAGCAGGAGGGGCUGAUCCGCUCGCGAGUGAGUGGCUGGAGAGCUGCCUCUGCCCCUGUGGUGGCCCUGUUUGACGCCCACGUCGAGUUCAACACUGGCUGGGCUGAGCCUAUUCUCCAAAGGAUCAAAGAUGAUAGAACCAGGAUUAUAUCUCCAUCAUUUGACAACAUCAAAUACGACACAUUUGAGAUUGAGGAGUACCCGCUUUCCGCUCAGGGCUUUGAUUGGGAACUGUGGUGUCGAUAUCUGAACCCGCCAAAAUCUUGGUGGAACAUAAAUAACAGCACUGCUCCAAUCAGGAGCCCGGCCCUGAUUGGCUGCUUUGUGGUGGACCGGCAGUAUUUUGCAGAGAUUGGACUGCUGGAUGAAGGCAUGGAGAUUUACGGAGGAGAGAACGUGGAGCUGGGCGUGAGGGUGUGGCAGUGCGGUGGAAGUGUGGAGGUUUUGCCCUGUGCUCGUAUCGCCCAUAUAGAGCGUGCCCACAAGCCCUACACAGAGGAUCUAACAGCCCACGUACGCAGAAAUGCUCUGAGAGUGGCUGAAGUAUGGAUGGAUGAGUUUAAAAGCCACGUCUACAUGGCCUGGAACAUUCCACAGGAGGACUCAGGGAUAGACUUUGGUGACAUCACAGAAAGGAAAGCACUGAGGAAAAAACUGCAGUGUAAGACCUUCCGUUGGUAUCUAGUGAACAUUUACCCCGAGAUGAGAAUGUACACAGACACCAUUGCAUAUGGAGUGCUAAGGAACUCUCUGAAGAGUGACUUGUGUCUCGAUCAAGGGCCAGAAACUGACAACAUUCCCAUCCUUUAUCUCUGUCAUGGUAUGACACCUCAGAAUGUAUACUACACCAGCACUCAGCAGUUAUUCCUGGGCAUCUUAAGCCCAACCAUUGAUGAUGAUGAUAACAAGUGCCUGGUGGAUGUGAACAGCCGGCUACGGCUCAUUGAGUGCAGUUAUGCUGUGGCUAAACGCUUGAAGCUCCACUGGCGUUUUACUCAGGGAGGCUCUAUCCAGAACAUCAAGUCAAAGCGAUGUCUUGAACUUGUGGAGAACAAUGACAAUGAGUUUGGAUUUCAGCCUACCCUCCAAAAAUGCACAGGCCAGAAAUGGACCAUCACCAAUUUGUUGCCUGGUAGCACCUUAUGAUGGUACCAUUGAGACCUACGAAUUCCUGGAUAUACUGUAUUUCAGAAGAGAAAUGAAUUUGGGAAGAGGAGACCACAAAGCACCUGGAUGUCUCUAUUUGACUUUGACAUCAUAUGAUAAAUGUUAAACAUUUUUCUGAGCCACUGUACUUGUGCAUAUGGAUCAGCCACAUUUGGCAGAUAUUGCAUUGUGUAUUCUGAGGUUCUACACUGUAACGGGAAUUAUUUUGUGCUAGAAAUGCUUGGUUUUAUCUUGACUUGAAGGUUGUACCGGCUCUAUUGCACACGUUUUGUAUUGGGGCUGUAAUUGCUACUAUGUAGCAAACGCUUUGGCAAUGUUCUUGCUGCAUUUCUUCUAGCGUCUCAGGUUUGUAGGUUGCGAUUAUUUUGAAAUAACACUGUAGGUUUUUGGGACAUGCCAAUAAGUUGGAACAUAUCUAGAUACAAUCAACUGUUUUAUAUCUACAUGUAAGUAAAUAUUCUCAGUAUUUAUAAUUCAUGGCAGUAAAA